UAGUCUUGGGAAUGGAUUGGUUACGUGCAAAUGAGGUUAUUCUGGAUUUCCAGGAUAACACAGUUUCUUUCACCAAGAAUGGUGAACCAAUCCAGUGGCAGGUGUCUGUCGACACAACCAUCCCGGUGGUUCAAAUUACGAAAAGUCCAGACGUGUGCUUUGCUCUUGCAUGUCAAUUCGGACAGCAUUACCGCAUUGCUAACACACUUUUCGUCGUACAGCUCGAGGAAGCUGGAACCCCAACGCCAGACAUUGAGGAUUUUCCACCUCAGAUGAAGGUACUGGCGGAUGAGUUUAAGGAGGUUUUUGAGUCUAUUCCAGACGGACUCCCUCCUGACCGCGCCGUGGGCCACACCAUCCCUGUGGAGCCUGGAAAGCUCCCACCGUUUCGACCUCUGUAUCGCCUCAGUCCAGCUGAGUACGAGGAGGCUAAACAACAGAUUGAGGAGUACCUCAGGAAGGGAUGGAUUGAGCCAAGCGCAUCACCAUAUGGAGCACCAAUCUUGUUCGUUAACAAGAAGGGUGGUGGCUUACGCAUGUGCGUCGACUACCGCGCCUUAAACAAGAUCACGAUCAAGAACAGAUAUCCUCUUCCAAGGAUAGAAGAUAUGUUCGAUCGACUCCAGGGUGCUCAGUGGUUUAGCGCGUUGGAUCUGGCACAAGGGUACCACCAACUGCGCAUCACUGAGGAAGAUGUUCCCAAGACGGCGUUCCGUUCGCCGUUUGGCCAUUUUCAAUGGCCACACUCAACACCUAAAAUGGGUGCUAGGAAGUUGCGAGAACACAAGUUCUAUGCUCGUUUAUGGAAAUGCCAUUUCUACAAACGCGAGCUGGAAUACCUCGGUCAUCUUGUCGGGAACAACGGACUUAAAGUCGACCCCAAGAAGGUGGUGGCUGUUCAGAAUUGGCCCGUCCCACAAGACGUGGGCCAGAUCAGGUCCUUCCUAGGCCUGGCCAAUUAUUUCCGCCGGUUCUUGGAAAAUUACUCGACUGUCGUUGCCCCUCUGACAGCACUCACCCGAAAGGGUAGUGCAUGGGAGUGGACUCGACAAUGCCAAGAGGCAUUUGACAAAGUCAAAACAAAGCUGACCAAUGCUCCGGUUUUGGUAUUGCCAGAUCCUUCUAAACCCUAUGAGGUGGUCACAGACGCCUCGACAGUAGGGAUUGGGGCGGUACUCUUGCAGGAGGGCCGUCCAGUGGCAUUUGAGAGUAGGAAACUCUCCCCGGCAGAGCAGCGCUAUAUACGACGUCAGAACAAGAGUUGCUGGCGGUCGUGCAUGCGCUGCGAACAUGGCGAUGUUAUCUGGAAGGUGUGGAGUUUGUGGUCACGACAGACCACUGUCCGAACACCUAUUUCUCUACUCAAGCCACGCUCACUCGGCGCCAAGCCCGCUGGGCAGAACUCCUUAGUGGGUUCACAUUCGAUAUUCGAUAUCGUGCAGGUUCUACGAACAUGGCUGACCCCCUCAGCAGACACCGAUAGGGGCAGCGACUGGGCUUGAUGAAACCGAGGAUAAGGCAGUGGUUGCUG
Messenger RNA from Closterium sp. NIES-67, 1531 nucleotides. The record is from the annotation of a GenBank genome assembly. Lineage: Eukaryota; Viridiplantae; Streptophyta; Zygnematophyceae; Desmidiales; Closteriaceae.